Molecule: messenger RNA, 468 nt
Organism: Micromonas commoda
Lineage: Eukaryota; Viridiplantae; Chlorophyta; Mamiellophyceae; Mamiellales; Mamiellaceae
Exons: 1
Coding region: 1-468 (155 amino acids)
Source: RefSeq, a predicted model, not a curated record
AUGCAGCACUGCUUGACCGGAAAUGGGGCGACCAGGACGACAUGCCUCGCGUCAGUUAGCGGCCGUAUCGAGCGGCCAAGGCGAGCGGCGGGCGUUACCAGCAGGGCUGAGGCCUUCACCUCGAGCGGGGCUGUCCGUCUGAGGCCACGGGUGAUCAGGCGGAGGAGGGUCGGGUUGACGACGCGCGCGGUGGCGACGCAGGGCGGAGGAGGCGCGAUGGCGCCCCAAGGGGGGGGUGGGAGCGGCGGUAUCUUGGGUUGGUUAUCGCGACAGUUCGUCAACCAGCUCAAGGCCAUUCCCCUGCUGCGAUGGCCGAGGCACGGGUUCUUCAGCCCCAAGACCUUUGCGACGACUUUGAUAGAUGCGAUAAUCGUUAUGUUCUCGCUGGUGUUCUUUGUGCUGGUCCUGGGCGCUGCGGACUACAUCGCGCUGAAGAUAUUCAAGGUGUUGACGCUUGGAAAGGCUUAG